UUGCCUGGGCAACUGGGGGGUGUUCCUUUGCGUCGGCUAAGAGGGCGCCUGGCCUAGUCGAUCAGGGGGUAGCCCUUUGAGGUGGGGGGUGGUGCGGAACCAGCCCCCCCCCCCGGGCACCAUCCCAGGCGCGCUUACUCCGGGGCAAACCCCGUCAUUGUCAGUGGAGCUUGCUCCCGUGUAGAUGCGAGGUUCGGGAUCGCAGCCUUGCUCCCAUAAGGGGAACCUGCCCGGGGUUGCAGGUGCGCGCAGGGCGAUCCUGUGUGCGUUGGCUCGGGAGCAAGCCCCCAGGUCACAGUUCCGGUUCUGCGCAUGCUUACCCAGAAGCAAGGCCUGUCGAUUUCAUCCAUUCAUUACUUGUUUGUACUGUAUUAUAUGCGGCUUGCUUCUGGGUACCCGGGCGCGCAAAGUCGGAGCCCUAACGGGGUAGCUCCUCCUCUGCUUUGCUUGUACCGGUAUCUCUCCCUCGCGCGCACAAAAGCACAUAAGAGACCGAUUGUUUUUGCUGCAAGCAGUCAGAUUUCUGCAGAGAUCUAAUCUGUUUGCGGUAUUUGGCUACAAAUGGACACAGGGGACAGUUCCAACCCUUUCCCUCACAUCCCGCAGUGAUUCCCCUGCAGCCAGAUGACAAUAUGGAUUUAGUGGAUUCCUUUUGGGGUUAGUGGAUGCAUGCACACAUUUGACUCUCCUGUCAUUUUAUGAUUUGGCAGGUGCAUUCUGUGCAUUGACCCCACUGAAAGAACAUUGCGCAUGAGGUGGCCUGAAAGUUCUGGCCUUGGUGUUUGCAUGAAUGAACCACUGCAGAUUAUACAAGCUGUCACGUGAUAUGCAUGCCAAUGUUUUAUUAUCAGUAUUAAUAUUUUCAUUUUAUUUCUAUACCGGUUUGAGAAAAACCUCAGAGGGGCUUACAACACAUUAAAACAUCAAAUUAAACAAUUCAGAAUAAAACAUUACAGGCAUGUGCAAGACAGCCUUCGUUCCAAAAGAAAGGUUUUGCAGGCUUUUUAAAGGGAUCCUGUCCUAGUACAGACUCCGGCCUCUUAACAGCAACCAGUGAGAAAGAUUACCUUGCUUCAGAAACAGGAAUCAACAGAUAGUAACGAUUUGCGGUUUGGAUUUCUUCUCACUGUAUAUAUCCUAAAGCAUAGAUUCAUAGUUUCAUCACAUGUCGGGGGCCCAUCAGAUCUUCGGACAUCUUGAAACUGCUGAUAUCGGUGUUAACUUAACUGAUCCUAUGUUCAAAGGCAUAUACAGAGGUACUCAAAAGCAUGAAGAUGACUUCUUGGAUGUCGUGGCUAGAGCCGUCAAAACUGGUGUUAAAAAGUUCAUGAUUACAGGUGGAAGUUUGCAAGAUAGCAAAGAUGCACUUCAGCUGGCACAGACAAAUGACAUGUUUUAUAGUACUGUUGGCUGCCACCCCACCCGCUGCGGAGAGUUUGAACAGAGCAACCCUGAGCAGUACUUAGCAGAGCUACAAGGUCUAGCUGAGAACAAUAAAGGGAAGGUCAUAGCUAUUGGAGAGUGUGGCUUGGAUUUUGACAGAUUAGAAUUCUGCACUAAGGACACUCAACUCAAGUAUUUUGAAAAACAAUUCGAUUUAUCUGAGCAAACAAAAUUACCGAUGUUUCUGCACUGUAGGAAUUCACAUCCAGAAUUUGUAGAUAUAAUGAGGCGAAACAGAGAGAGGUGUGUGGGAGGAGUGGUACACUCUUUUGAUGGCACCAAAGAGGAGGCAGCAGCUAUAAUAGACUUAGAUCUCUACAUAGGAAUAAAUGGUUGUUCCCUGAAAACGGAAGCUAACUUAGAAGCAGUGCGGUCAAUUCCCAGUGAAAGAUUAAUGUUAGAAACAGAUGCUCCCUGGUGUGGAGUGAAAAAUACCCACGCUGGAUCAAAAUAUGUAAAAACCACAUUCCCAACCAAAAAAAAGUGGGAAGAAGGACACUGCCUGAAGGACAGAAAUGAACCCUGUCAUAUAAUCCAAAUACUGGAAAUACUAGCAGCAGUACGUGAAGAAGAUCCACUAGAACUGGCCAACACUACAUAUAACAACAGCAUUAAAAUCUUCUUUCCAGAUAUGUAAAGCAUUUUAUGUAUUAUGAUAAAAACUGGUAAUCCUGUCCAUGCAAUAAAGAUUUGACUCUUC
This is a messenger RNA of Zootoca vivipara (common lizard), 2143 nucleotides long. It is a transcript of the gene TATDN1, whose product is annotated as TatD DNase domain containing 1. Gene Ontology annotation, molecular function: 3'-5'-DNA exonuclease activity. The record is from RefSeq and is a predicted model, not a curated record. Lineage: Eukaryota; Metazoa; Chordata; Lepidosauria; Squamata; Lacertidae. Gene Ontology annotation, cellular component: cytosol.